Messenger RNA from Mesorhabditis spiculigera, 1305 nucleotides. The record is from the annotation of a GenBank genome assembly. Lineage: Eukaryota; Metazoa; Nematoda; Chromadorea; Rhabditida; Rhabditidae.
AUGUGCGACCGAGAAGUGCUGGCGAUUGCCCAGCUUGGGUUGGCAUUUCUCAGCGUAUUAACGGCUUUUAAUGGACAAGGCUUCAUCGAAGUUGCAAUUCUGAAAGAUCUAGCAGAAGACCCAACAUCUGGUGUCACAUCGAAUUCGGGUUAUUACAGUUUGGCUCUUAUCUACACAUCAAUGUCAAUCUUCAAUAUAAUAUGUCCAACUAUAAUUAACAAAUUAGGGCCUAAGUGGCCAAUGGCAAUCGGAUCUCUAUUCUAUAUUGUUUUUAUGCUUGGCUUUAUGAAAAUCUCGCUAUACAUGCUAUAUUUUCUAUCUGCCCUAUUGGGCAUAGGCGCAUCAUUAAUGUGGACGGCCAGUGGUGUGUUUUUGGUUGAAUUCUCAAGUCCUGGAAAUCUACAGCGAAAUACGGGCAUUCUUUGGAGUCUAAUUCAGACCUCUCACUUUGUUGGUGGAGGCUGCAUUUUGAUUGGGCUUAAAGACCAUGAUCUCAAAAGCGGAUAUAUAAUGAUUUACAUGAUUUUCGCAGCGCUAGGAGCCGUUUCGGUCUUUUUAUAUGCAGCUUUACCAAAUCGCCCUUUUCAUGUAGGCAAAGCGUUACCAUGCAAUACCAAAGAAGAAAUAACGAUUAUGGGUGAUUUAAAAAAAAUGGGCAAUCUUGUUUGCGCCCCAAAAAUGUACGGUUCAUUGCUUAUGUUCCUGUAUAUGGGCAUGGAAACGACAUUUUCGAAUACGGUAUUCACGACUUGUGUUACUUCAACUCGACAACUCUCUGAAGGCAAAGAGGAAAUUGUUGCGUAUCUGAUUUUAAGCAUGUCUUUGGGCCAUGUGUUAGGCAGCAUAUUCCUUGGCAUUUGGGCACCAUUCCCAGAGAAAUUCGGCAUUCGCUGGAUUGUGAUUCUGGGGCUUGUCCUCCACUAUGUCGCCUUUAUACUUUCCUAUCUUGUAUUCCCAGCCUCAGCUCCGUUGGGGAAGACCUGGGAAAUCGGGCCAAUGGAGCCCAGGAUGGACAUCUAUGUGUUGGUGUCAUUUUUGCUCGGGGUUGCGAGUGCUUGUUGGCACACACAAUCGAUGGUGAUGAUUGGAGAUAUAUUUGUGGGAUCUGAACUGCCGGCCGCAUUUGCGUUAUAUAAGCUGUUCCAGACGGUUGCCGCAUCUGCCGUCUACAUCUACAGCGCCCAUCUGCUCCUCCAUUGGCAACUAAUCAUCGCCAGUAUCUUCGGAUUCUUCGGCCUCUGGUUCUUCCUCGUCGUCCACAAAUCGGCAACCGAGGAAGAGAACAUCAAACGAAACCGACUGCCU